AUGGCAGCCGCACCGUCAGCGUCUAUAUUUUUCAGUAGGGCCGUGGUGCUGCUAAUGCUCGUUGUUUUAGUGCGUAUGGUGCAUUGUGAACGGACGGCCGCAACAGGUGGCAAACGCAAGCAAAGGCCGGAGGGGAUUAGGGGUAUAAGACAGACUAAAGCAAGGGCCUUGAGGUCUUUCCAUUCUUCCUCCGUUUUCCUAGCCAGCACAAUGGCUGUUGACGGUGUCGCAGUUAACAGGGUAGCAGAAGCAAGUGCAGAAGCUAGUGCAGGAGCAUCCGAUAUAUCCGGGCCUCGAAAACGAAAUAUUUCCCAUGCCACAUUUCUCGUUCCUCUAAAUCCUUAUGCGUCAGCAUUCAAUGAACAAGGAAGCGGAGCAAAUCCUUGGCUAUCUGGAGAGCUUAAGGUUUUCAUCGACAGAUUUAAUGUUCCUGUCGUACACCGCUCUGGUGUGUUUGUGGACUUGGGCAUGUCGAAUAUGGGUUACCGCCAGGUGAGCGGGGACUGUCCUGUCUAUGGCAAGUACAUCAAACUCUCAAAGACGGGCUCCAGCACGCUGAGCUUUCUGGAGAACUACCCAGCUGGAGGCUCUUCCACCCGCCCUCUUCCCGGAGGUUUCAACCUUUCCUAUUCUACCAGCUCUGGCAAAGCCGUUUCUCCCGUAACGGAUUCAUUUCUGAAGAGCGUCUUCGGCUCUGAAGGUCCACAAACUCCCAUUGGCCGCUGUGCAAAAUACGCCAAUUUGACAGAACCAAUGAAACCGGGGACGAACACGCCGCUGAAUUACAGAUUGCCCUUUGUGUACAACAUCACGACUCAGAAUUGUUACGUCCUGCAUGUUUCCAUGCAAAAACUAACGGGUAGCAGGUACUGCUCAACUAACGGGUCUCCCUCUGGCUUAGUUUGGCCUUGUUUUUCUCCUGAAAGGAGCGCUUCAACGAGUGCCAGCCUCGUAUAUGGCUCGGGAUAUAUGGGAAGGGAUGCGAAUAACCCGGAUGGAUGGACAACAAAAUGCCCCUAUAUGUCCGUCAAGGAUGCCCUGUUCGGCGCGUGGGGCAAUGGAAAAUGUGAAGAAAUUGGCGCAUCCACCCCUGGGGUAAUAGCAGUUAGUGUUUCUACCAAACAGCAUUGUUGGGAACAAGUUUUCAUGCACUCCGCCACCGAUGAGACUACCGCUGACAAUCCGGCCAACUGGAACUCUGUUUGGCCCACGUUCGAUAGCAGUGCCACUGCCUCGGGCGGCGUGGGUUAUAACUACGCAAACUUCUACGCAAAUGCCAACGGUUCAGGGAUGUGUGUCAUAUUUCAAACGGUCCCAACUUGCUUCCUUCGGUCUAGUGGCAACACCGCUUACAACGCACUGGGCUCGCUGGAUGAAGAAGUGCUUCCUGGUUCCGCCCCAGGAGGAGGAGGGGAAGGAGGAGGCAACGGUGGGGAUGAGAAAUCGGAAAAAGGAGGGAGUAAAUAA
This is a messenger RNA of Cyclospora cayetanensis, 1467 nucleotides long. Its product is annotated as apical membrane antigen 1-like protein. Lineage: Eukaryota; Apicomplexa; Conoidasida; Eucoccidiorida; Eimeriidae. The record is from RefSeq and is a predicted model, not a curated record. The transcript is spliced from 6 exons. Gene Ontology annotation, cellular component: membrane. Bases 1 to 1467 code for a protein of 488 amino acids.